Messenger RNA from Cuscuta campestris, 877 nucleotides. The record is from the annotation of a GenBank genome assembly. NCBI's taxonomy places the organism in Eukaryota, Viridiplantae, Streptophyta, Magnoliopsida, Solanales, Convolvulaceae.
CAUGUACACUGUCACAUUACCACAAUGCAAAGUAACAUUACCACAGUGCAAAGUCUUAUUUCGGGAAAAAAACAUGAAAAUCCUAUUUUGGUACUUUUCUCUAUGUUUUAGUCCUAUUUAGGGUGAUUUCUAUAUAGUUGUCCCUGUACACAAUUAUCAAUUUACAUUCAUAUUAUUUUUGAUUUGAUGAUUCAAUAGUUUUUAGCAGCCACCUGGUGCGUAGAUGCUUCCUUGAUUCAUAAUUGAUUCUGGCUAUGGUAUGAGACAGACAUUGCCGCUUUGAUCUUGCUAUUGCUCCCUUUAGUAUUGGAAUUGAUACAUCCACUGCAUCUGAUGUCCCAGGUACACUUAGGGUGGUAUACAAAGAGAUAGAGUGAGACGAUACAAAUUCACAAAAGAAGACUGUGAUUAUGAAAAUCAAGUUAUGGAGAGAACGCGAGAAGAUCUUUGACAAGGGAGACUAAGAUGCAGCAAACACGGAUGCACUUGCUUCACUGCUUUCUCCUUUGUGUAUACGAUUCCGUGUUGUCUCGUCUUGAACAAGAAUAUUGUAUAUUCUUGCCACUGGUGACAUUCCAGAUGACAGAAUUCACGAAUUGGAUCGAAACAGCAGCAGUUGAAGAUACUGCCGUCGGGACGGUCGAUGUCUUCGACCGUUAUGAACAAACGGUCGACCGUUCCGGUCUUCUCGGCAGCAACAGUGAGCAACGAUCGAUGGACGCGAUGCCGAGCGAUCGUGCGGAAAUUCCUAGAGCUCUGAUACCAUGAAAGAAUUGUUUAAGAGGAAAAACUCUCGUAUUAUUUCUGUGUCUGCAAUGUACAACCCAAGGUUACAUAUAUAGUGGAGAAUCCUAGUUAACAAAGGAAAAGGAUUUUC